AUGGAUGGAAGAGAGGGAAUGGCAUUACCGGGCUCCUCUUCAUAUUUCCUCAAUAGAGGUGGAAUAGGGGGGUCUGGGGGUUCAGCACCUGGUUCUAAUGCUGCCGGUGGAGUGUCCAGUUCUUUACCGGCUGGCCUUGCGAUGCAUACCUCUCCCGGAUUCAAUCCUGUUUCAAAUCCCAACAUUCAACUGCAAUCCAAUGUAGGUGCUAGUGGUGGUGCUACAAGUGGUUCAACUUUCCAUGUUGAGAACCAGUCUCCCAAUUACCACCGUAGCAUUACCAAGGGUGAUUUCUCUAGCGUGUCAACUAGUGGUGAUUCAGUGAAGAAGAAGAGAGGUAGGCCUAGGAAAUACGGUCCUGAUGGGGCUAACAUGACACUAGCAUUGUCCCCAAUGUCUGCGGCCACACCUUCCACAGGAGGGAUCACCUCGAGUGAGAAAAAAAGAGGGCGGCCACCCGGGAGUGGACGGAAGCAGCAGCUGGCACCUCUGGGUGAAUGGAUGAACAACUCAGCUGGACUAGCUUUUACACCGCAUGUCUUGCACAUUGGAGUUGGAGAGGAUGUUGCAGCCAAAAUAUUGGCAUUCGCACAGCAAAGGCCAAGGGCUUUAUGCAUCUUGUCGGCUAAUGGAUCUGUUUCUUCGUUGACACUGCGACAACCUACCACUUCUGGUGGCACUGUCACAUAUGAGGGCCGAUUUGAGAUAUUAUGUUUGUCGGGUUCUUAUUUGCUUGCUGAAAGUGGUGGUCCUCGCAAUCGGACUGGUGGUAUAAGUAUUUCGGUUUGUAGCCCUGAUGGACAUAUCAUUGGUGGUGCUAUUAGCGGUAACCUCGUUGCCGCAAGUUCAGUGCAGGUGGUUGCAUGUAGCUUCGUAUAUGGUGGUUCAAAGGCAAAGAACAAAACUGAGUCCGGACCUAAAGAUGAAAAGAAUCCUGCAGACGAGUCUGCUGAGAAGUCAUUAACCCCAGUUAGUGCUACCCCACGUCAAAAUCUCACUCCAAAUUCUGCGACUGGUGUUUGGUCACAAGAUUCACGUCUUGAUAUGAAAAAUUCAACUAGGUUCUUAGGUAGCAAUGGUAAGAGGGUUGUUGGAACUGAUAGGAACUAUUAA
This is a messenger RNA of Fraxinus pennsylvanica, 1113 nucleotides long. NCBI's taxonomy places the organism in Eukaryota, Viridiplantae, Streptophyta, Magnoliopsida, Lamiales, Oleaceae. The record is from the annotation of a GenBank genome assembly.